Amblyraja radiata (thorny skate) is the source of this 3256-nucleotide messenger RNA. Its product is annotated as immunoglobulin-like domain-containing receptor 2. The transcript is spliced from 10 exons. Gene Ontology annotation, cellular component: membrane. Bases 48 to 1919 code for a protein of 623 amino acids. Lineage: Eukaryota; Metazoa; Chordata; Chondrichthyes; Rajiformes; Rajidae. The record is from RefSeq and is a predicted model, not a curated record. Gene Ontology annotation, biological process: pancreas development.
CAAUUUCGAGUCGUAACAAAAUAUUUGGGAUGUAAAGGACGUUCAAAAUGUGUUUAUCUGGGUUCUCGUGGUGGAUGCCUGUACUCUGCCUGGCAGGUGUAUCCCUUGGUGUUCAAGUGACCAUCUCUGAGUAUAAAAAGAUAGCCAUGUUGUUCCAGCCUGUGGUUCUGCAGUGCCAGUACUCCACCACAUCUGUCCAGCAGCCUGUUGUGCAGUGGCGAUUUAAGUCGUACUGCAAGGACCGGACCAGGGAUGCCUUCAGUAUCCACAGCACAGCCACGUACACCGUCAGCCAGAAAGAUCAGCUUCCCACCUGGGACCCGUACCUGGACUGCGCAGACAACAGCCGCACGGUCCGAGUUGUGGCUUCCCGCCAAGGUUCUGCUGUCACCUUGGGUGACUACUACAAGGGGCGGGAGAUCACCAUAAUCAACAAUGCUGAUCUCCAGAUUGGACGGUUGCACUGGGGAGAUAGUGGAGCUUACUACUGUUCAGUUAUCACUUCAGAUGAUAUUGUGGGUAACAGUGAGGAAAGAAUGGAGCUUCUUGUCUUGGGUAGGAGUGAAGUGGUUGCAGAUCUGUUACCCAAUUUUGAUGUAGAGAUUAUGCCAGAAUGGGCAUUUGUUGGUUUAGUGCUCUCCGGAUCCUUCCUGCUCCUCCUCCUCCUCGCUAUAUGUUGGUGUCAAUGCUGUCCUCACACCUGCUGUUGUUACAUCCGUUGCCCUUGUUGUCCGGAAUCCUGCUGCUGCCCUCAAGCCUUAUAUGCAGCUGGAAAAGCAGUGAAAGCGGGACACCAUCCCAACGUAGCAGCCUAUCCGCCAUACUACAUCCCCAGUGUCUCUAGGAUACCAAUCUCAUCAAGUGUAAUGGACACCAAGUCUCUGCCUCCACCAGUACGUGUCGACACUGAUAUGGGGGAAUCUGUAUGCAGUGGAUACAGGAUUCAAGCUAACAAAGAGCGAGACUCAAUGAAAGUCCUUUACUAUGUGGAAAAGGAGCUGGCACAGUUUGAUCCCACUCGGAGAAAAUAUGAGCAGUGUAUGGCUUCGAGCAACAUGUCAGAGUUAAGUUCACUGCAUGAUCAGAACACCGAUUUCUGCCAGAACUUCUGCCAGGCUCGAAAACAAAUGCAACCUCCAGUUACUGACCAGGAUAUUGACUUGGCAUUCAGGGCUCAGCUGGUGAGAGGAUCGGGACAUUUCAAGAGCAAAGCAAAGAGAGACAGUGAAUGCUGCAAUAGCAGGUCGCGGUCUCGAUCUUGUGAAAGACAACGAAUUGAACUGCACGACAACGAACAAGCAAAGUCACUCGAUGAACUGGAAGAAUUUGCAGAAUCCUAUCAUUAUCGGGGAAGGAGAGGCAACUCCCUGGAGCCAGAACGACGAGAAAGGAAAGAGGCUGACAGAGGGCAGUAUUACAAGGCACUCAGAGAUCGAUACCACAAUCAAGGAAGUUCCUUGGAUGAUUAUUACAACAAAAGGAUUCAGAGCAGGCAUGAACUCUAUGAAGCUGACCAAGGACAUAUUUAUAACAGUCAAAGGAAGAGAGAUAAGCAGGAAGAAUAUCCAUUAAGAUGUACAAAUGAUGGCGGCAGAACCUAUGAUGAUGCUUUCAUGAACAGUGUACUGGAGAAAAAGGCCAAAGGCAGAUCUUACAAUGAAAGCUACAGCAGUGAAACUCCUUCCAAAGCUAGUAUUAAGCGGGCCAAUGACCAUUACAAUGGGAAAUCCUCCAGUUACAGGACAGAAGAAGAAGAGACACUGCCUCCUUAUACUGAGAUGCAUUUACAGAAGAUUAGGGCAGAGGAAGUGCCAACAAGGGUCUACUAUCAUAAAAUGGAGAAUGCUCAUGAGCGCAAAGAGCAAACAAGACAGAAGAAAACUAAUCUUUUCCCAGCCAGAGAUGCUCUUGUGGUGUAAAAGCAAAAAGGAGGAUGGGAAGUUUCUGCCUCUAAGCUUAUGCUGUUUGACAAAGGGGAAAUGCCAUGGACUUCAGAAUGCUGACGACAUGUUUUGUGUUCAACAUGGGCCUCAUCAACGCUUGCUUAAACAUGUUGCACAACCCUGGGGAGCUCUGCCCCAGUUCCAUAUGUCCAGUAGUGUGAGUCUCUGGCAGAUUUGUCAGAUUGGUUUACAUGUACAGAACACUACAUUAAUAUGACAUCCUUUAUGCCAGCUUCUAUGGUAUUACUCUGGAAUUUAGGAAUCAUCUCUUUGUAUCUAGUGACUGAUUCAGUUCAGCUGAGUGUGGCCAUUAGCAUACAAUUUACCAUGUAUCAAAUACAAGCCUGAGAAUCAAAGAAUGAUAGGACACAACUAAAGAUCAUGCUGGCUUUCUGAAGGGACGAGCCAAUUUGUCACUUCUAUAUUUGCUUUUCUUUCAUAGUUCUAAUAUUUACUGUUUUAUUAUGUUGACCCUAUUACCUCUAUAGGGUAUCAAGUGACGUGUCGAACAAAAGGCUCUAAACCAAGGUUUAGUUUAGUUCAGUACAACUUAAUCUGUAUUAAAACUUGGGUAACUUUAAACAUGCAUGCAAAUAAUUUCUCAUUUACUUUACUAUUUCAACAUCACUUCUUAAACUAAAUCACAAAGCUCAUGACUUGGAGUCAGAUAUGAAUGAAUGGCCAGAUCCACUCUGUUGGUAGGGGGUAAUCUCAGGUCCCUCCUUCUUGUGAUGGUUGUUCCCGGCUUGUCGCUGCCAAUGCCUCGGACCGCCCUUCUUUUAUACUCAUUUUCCUUCCAUCUUCAAAAGUACGCCUUUGUUCCAACCCAAGGCUCUCAUGGCUUUACAGUCAAUCAUUUCAACCUGUCACUCCUCCAAGGGCUGAAUAAACAAAACACAUCUUCAUUCCUUAUCAGGCGAGGGAGUUCUUAAUUAUGUCGCCUGUUCAUAUCUCCUUCCCAUUAUAGUUAUUUUACAAUUUGUCCGUUCCAGGCACCCUAUCUUCUCCAGGCCGCACUGCCUUAGCCGUGAAGUUACCUUCAGCUCUGCUCUCACCACAUGUCAAUGACGUGACUAUUUUCACUGCGCUCCUUUGUUCUCCCGGCAUUUCGCUCUGUCUGUCUCUAGCUUGUAGCAUCCUCCCAAAGCCUUUCGGGAAACUUGACAUCCAGUCCCAGGCUAUAAUUAAAUCCGUUAUAGAUUCCACUUCCACAACAUUUUUGACGUGGAAUUCCAAUUCCAACACUAUACUACCCAAGAGACAGGGCCGGCCUUAGGAAGUGCGGGGACCAAUUGGGAACAAUUGGUGAGCCU